Molecule: messenger RNA, 2064 nt
Organism: Giardia duodenalis
Lineage: Eukaryota; Fornicata; Diplomonadida; Hexamitidae
Product: VSP
Exons: 1
Coding region: 1-2064 (687 amino acids)
Source: RefSeq, a predicted model, not a curated record
AUGUUACUAAAAAUAACCUUGACACUUGCAAUUGCACUGUCAGCGUGCCAGGAGGGAACUGAAGCCACUAAGUGCAAGACUGGCAAAUGCAUUGACAUCGGAGGCACGCAAUAUUGCAGUGAAUGUGCUGUUUCUACUGAGGCUCCUGUAAACGGCCAGUGCGCAGAUGCAUCGUCUAAUACAGCAAUAUGCAAGGCACACGCAGGCGGAAAAUGCACCGAAUGUGACGGCGAUUCCUUCAUGUACAAAGGCGGAUGCUAUGAGACAACCAAUGAACCAGGACAGAGCAUGUGCAAAAGUACUAACAAUGCCGGCGUCUGUACAGCCCCCAACGACUCUGGAAAAUACUUCGUCCCUCCAGAUACAGAUGCAUCUCAUCAGUCUAUUGUGGCGUGCGGUGACACCUCGGGGAUGAGGUACCAGCCAGACGAUAGUACUGACAAAGCGUACAACGGCGUGGCUGGUUGUGAGACAUGCACCGCGCCGCAGCAGAUAACUGACAAUACUGGAACCGCCACAGCGACGUGCACGAAGUGUGCGAGCAAUAAUAUCGUCAAGACAGAUGCGGAUGAAACGACGUGCAUCGCCGAGUCUGAGUGUCCCACGACAAAGGGCUUUUUCGUGGAAGACCCUGGCAGCGGGAAUCAAAAGAAGUGCACGACCUGUUCGCCAAAUUGCCUCUCCUGUACAAGCGCUGCGGAAGCAGCUUGCAAGUCGUGUACAGUUGAGACGCACUUCCUGGGAGCAGAGGAUGGACAAGUGGGCAAGUGUGUGUCAUGUGGAGACGCUGCUACAGGCUCUGGUGACUGGAAGGGCGUCACGGGCUGCGCCAAGUGCGCGAAGCCCGAGGCUGCGGGGGCCGCUACCUGCACCGAGUGCGCUAGCGACUACUUGAAGACAGAGGCCGGCGCAACAUCCUGCGUAGAAAGGAACCGGUGCACCGGAGGAUUCUUCCCCAACGACGAUGUAGACGGCAAAAAGCAGUGCGUUCCUUGCGGUGAUGCAGCACAUAAAGGCAUACCCAAUUGCCGGACAUGCACAGAAAGCGGAGGCGCUGUAACCUGCGAUGCGUGCACAGAAGGAAAUACGCCUACCACGGACAAGACGGCGUGCAUACCGUGCAGUGUGGAUGGGUGCGACAGCUGUAACGAGGAGAACGUCUGCGCAAAGUGUGCUACUGACAAAUAUCUCACCUCCACGGGUCAGUGUGUAGACGACUGUGAGGCUCUCGAAGGCUAUUACAGCGAUAAGUCUACUAAUAAGUGUGAGAAGUGUAGUCCUGCAUGCAAGAUGUGUACAAAGACGGCUGAUCAAUGCUCGAGCUGCCCUGCAAAGAAGGUGCUUCAGUAUAGUAGCGAAAGCAACCUAGAUUAUGGCGGCUCGUGUGUAGAUGAAUGUAAGGCAGGUAUGAAUGGCUGUGCAGAGUGCGGCGCAACUAUCGGAGAGGCCAAGUAUUGCUCCAAAUGCAGCGACGCCAAGCAAGCACCACUGAACGGUAACUGCACUGUUAGCGCUAGGGCAGCUGCAUCAUGCAAGCGAGUGGAGGAAGGCGCAUGUAAAGAAUGCGAAACAGGAUACUUUCUUCUCGAAGGUGGAUGCUAUCAGACAACGAGACAGCCUGGCAUGCAGGUAUGUAAGACAGCCAAUGGGGGGUCGUGCCAAACCUGUGCGAACGAGUUGGCUGCUAGCAGCGGAGACUGCUCUACUCAGACAUGCCAUCCUAGCUGUAAGACGUGUAGUGCAGCCAAUGAUGCUAGCAAAUGCAAAGUAUGUGCCGCCGGAUACUACAAACAAAGCGAUGAAAACACCGCUGGAAAAUGUGAUCCGUGUUCACAGGGUAAUGAUAAAUGUACCUUAUGCAGAUAUUCUACGAAGUUCAUAUGCCUUGCAAAGGAUUCAUCUGAUGGAGACGGAACCGAUACCAAACCCGUUGAUCCUCCUUCUAGCAACAAGAGCGGGCUCUCCACGGGCGCCAUCGCUGGCAUCUCCGUCGCAGCCAUCGUCGUCGUCGGAGGGCUCGUCGGCUUCCUCUGCUGGUGGUUCAUCUGCAGAGGCAAAGCGUAG